CAAAAGUAUUCUCGGAAAAAAAUUAAAAAGUUAAUAGUUGAUUCGUAAAUUUUUAAUUUGAAACCUUACUAUUUUGGUUUUACCACUAAAAGUGUCCGCAAACGAAAAGCUAUUGUUAGGGAAGAAGUGAUGUAACGCUACGUUGAAAGGAAAAAGAAGCUCCGGAGCUAAAAAUUUCCCUUCGCUCUUUGCGACUGGGUACUCUUUUCGACGUUCGUCGUCAUUUUCAUUCAUGCUUACUUGCAAUAAUCUAAUAUGGCGCAGUAGAUUCUACGUGGAAUUUGUGUGCUUAAUACAAAAUUUUGUGAUCCAAUAUGGAUAAAACAGCAUUCACAAUUUGGGAUCCUACCCAACCGAAUGCUAAGAUGCGUAUAAUUAAUAUUCCUGGCCAAGGCCAUACCCAAUAUAUAGAGUCCAUUUCUGGACUCAGCAAAACAACGAGACCAUCAGCGACCAAUGAACAAAUAAUUCUGCAGACACAUGACGGUCAAGAAUUUCUUGUAGACGAAAAUGAAAUUGGUCGAAUUGAUCAGAUUCCACCGGAAAAUUUAAUCUACAUGUCUGCUGAAGAUGGAUCCUUUAUCCAAGGCGAGGUUGUCCAUGUUCAAGCUGAAGGUCAGCAAGUUCAUCAGGAGCUGAUCAUGCAGCAAGAUCAGCAGCAAUAUAUGGAAUGUGAGGUAACAGAAGAAGUAAUUACAGACGAUUGGGUUCAGACAGACGGGCAAGACUGUGUACAGGUUACCGUUGAUCAACUGGGUGCAACGGCAGUGAUUGGUUCUGCUGAAGAUGAAGAAACGGUUCCGCUUCCGACAGAUCAGGAUGAGUACACUACGUCUCGGCCAUAUCCCUGUGAUUUCUGCAGCCGACGGUUUCGAAAGAAGGCAAAUUUAAUGAACCAUAUGAUUGCCCAUUCAAAUGAUAGACCACAUAUUUGUAACUUAUGUGGUGCACGGUAUAUGCGACGCUGCGAUCUGUUGAACCAUCUUAAACUGCACGCCUACUCAACGGAUGAUCACGAAGAACCGAUCAGAAGCGAUCCCGAGGACGAUUACGAUUAUGAAUUGUCCAAUUCUCCACUAACAAGCCCAGAUAGACGCUCUCCAUCUUUAGAAGGCGACGAUAACGACUUGCUAGUUCCGGCAUCAAUACAAUAUCGUACACCCAAAUCAAAGCAAAUUAAAAGACCUCGUGCCAAAAAUAGUGGGAGUGCCGGAAGACCCAACAAAAAAUCAUCUACCUCAUCAGUCAGAAAUCGACCGUGUCAAACACAGCAUAAGUUCGACAGCUCAUUCAGUACCUCAAUUGAACCGUUUGUUAAUCUUCCUCCAAGAUUUCCGGUCACCGAUGAACGUAAACCAUUCGUCUGCCAGCAUUGUGGUAUUUCGUUUGCUAGAGAAAAAGCUCUUGCAUCACACUCUCGAGUGCACGGUGGAGAUUGUCAAUUUGAGUGUGAAACUUGCGGUGAUCGGUUUUGGGAUAGAACCAUGCUGCAAGACCACAUUCGUCAACGCCAUGCCGCCAAUCUGGUGGUCAUUGGACCUAAACCAACCAAAGCCCCUUACACACCAUUUCAACAAGAAAUCGAAAUUCCUAAUCUGGAAGAUGAAACUACCAAACAUUAUUAUUGUGACAGUUGCGGAGCGAUGUUUCCGAAACCAGACCAACUUAAACGUCAUAUAAAACAGCUUCACAGUGCUGAAGAACCGAUGCUUGAACCAAUAAGUCAAAUAGUCCGGCAGAGGCAACAGCAUAGCCAGCAAGCUGCAGAUUGCGACCAAGAAGAAGACGACCAAGAUCAGUGUGAUGAAGCCGAAGCGCAGACACCCUUGUCCUGUAACGUUUGCGGCGAGAACUUUGCCGAAGCGUUAGAUUUAUUAGCUCAUGCAGAAAUCCACACGCGGUUCGAGCCACACAGGUGUCAAUUAUGCAGGGAAACAUUCGUUGACGAAAAAACCAUCAAAGAUCACGUUCAACGGACCCACAAUACUGAGCUUACAGACACUAGCUGCGUGGUUUGCGGAAAAUCUUGUAAAACUCAUGCCGCGCUGCUCAAGCAUGCUUGGGAACAUUCGCGUGAGCGCUUAAAUCACGGAACGCAUUGCUGUUCUAAAUGCGGUAAGACUUUCUACAACAAGGCUCGCCUAAAACGGCAUAUGGUUUCGCACCGCAAUAAAUCGGUCAAAUGUGAAGUUUGCUUAGAGGAGUUCCCCGAUGGGAGAAGCCUGAUGAACCAUCGACAUUCGCACACCAAGUCUCGCCAGUUUCCGUGCAAUGAAUGCGGUAAAACCUUCGGUUCCCGUUCAUCCCAACAGAUCCACCUUAGAAUCCAUUCUGGUGAACGACCUUACGGAUGCCGCUUUUGCUGGAAAGCGUUCGCUGAUGGAGGAACCCUGCGGAAGCAUGAGCGUGUUCAUACUGGCGAAAAACCUUACGGCUGUUCUGUUUGUCCUCGCGCGUUCAAUCAACGAGUAGUGCUCCGAGAGCACAUUCGCUCCCAUCACUCUGCUCCAGAUUCUAAACGAGGAAAUGCAGCACAACCAUACUUUUGCUCGGUUUGCACUCAGCUUUUCGAAUCAUCAGUGGAGUUAAUACAACAUUUGAUCCAACACAGUGAUCUGAACACGGCAAUGAAACGGCAGCCGCCGACAUUUCCGCGAAAGUAUAAACGAAGGAAAAAGCUUAAAUCGACGGAUGCCGAAAAACUCAAUUCGACGAAAUGGAAAAGAAAGGGCAACACUACUGUCGUGGAAGAAGCAGCGAGUGAUGAAGUGAUGGAGGAUGAAGAAUUGCUCAAAAAUCCGGCCGAGAUAUUACUCGAAUAUGGGACAGGAAAUUCCAACAAAAAGCUAAUCGCGUCUCCAAAGUAUAUUAACUCCUACGAGCUAUUAGCAUCUACAUCUGGCAUUACUCAUACAAAGCCCGGUAAUCUAGACGACAGCGGCAUCAAUCUAUUGAGCGAUGUAGUUAUAAUCAACAGUCCUCCAACGAAAAUGGAAUCCAAGUUUAAACCCGAAAUACCGGCAUCACCGAAACGUCGAGCGGGGAAACUACUAUCUACAACAGCGGCUUCCCAUACUAGCGGAAGUCAACCGAGCUCUUCAACAAGCAAUUCACGUCCUCGAAUGAUACAUACACAAAAAACUCGCGUGUCCGCCACAGAUGGGAAGCGUAAAACUAAAACGAUUAUAACUAAGGACGUUAAAUGCCAUCCCGAAGAUAGAGAAUAUUCGACUUUGGAAUUUAAGAGAGCUAAAAACCGGUCCGUAGCGACGUACCAGGAAAUUCCAUCAGAUAAAAUUUCAUCGGAAAGUUUUCCUCUGCUGGAUGACGGGCGUGAAGACGAUUGCGACGGAGAGGAGCAAACAGAAAACGAUGGUUUAACAACGGAUAUCAAUCGUAAGCAGGAUGUCUCGGAAUACGAAGAACUGCUCAGUCAAAAUUUACUUAUGGAGAUAUCGCGCAAAGAUAAAUACAUCGAUAAAUAUAAUAGUGACAUCGUCAACGAUCUAGAAGAGAUCCUGCGAUCGCCUAUUAAAAAUACCACUAAUAAUGUGCCACCGGCUGUAAUAAUGGCUACUCCAAAAACUAGUCAAAGUAAGCAGUAUGAAACGACGACAAAAAAUCGGGAAGAUAAACUCCCCAACAAAUUGUCGAAGUAUAGCAAAACAAACGAACAAUCACUUACAUCUGUCCUUCGAAGUCAACGUCUGACACGUCGCCAACUAGAACGAGAAGUUAACUUUCUACGUGAAGCUUAUGCAACGGACUCGAUAACUAUCAAGCAAGAGAAAGACAGUCCGGAUAAGUUAUCGACCAUGUUAUUAAAUGACUUACAGACAACCUCGUCAACAUUUGUCCACCCAAAACGGGAGCCAUUGCAAAACGUACCGAUGGGUGAGACACUACUGGAGACUCUCCAACCAGAACGUUUUGAAUGCGAAAUGUGUUCUGCCACAUUCGAGGACAGAUCUCAGCUGUUGCUGCAUGUGCCGAUUCACAUUUAAACGUUUUUGUUAUAAAAGUUACUAUUUCCUAUUUUUUCAUAUCUAAAGCUUUUCAAAAAUGUUGAAACAUUUUACGCUUUUGUUGAUGCUAACUUUUUAUGAUAAAAUAGAACGUUAAAAUUAUCUACUCGCGAAAUGCGAAGUAAUUGUAAAUGUUUCUUUGAAAUAAAGUUGAAGAAGUCAAUAAAA
Molecule: messenger RNA, 4193 nt
Organism: Sabethes cyaneus
Lineage: Eukaryota; Metazoa; Arthropoda; Insecta; Diptera; Culicidae
Product: zinc finger protein 91
Exons: 4
Coding region: 315-4004 (1229 amino acids)
Biological process (GO): regulation of transcription by RNA polymerase II
Molecular function (GO): RNA polymerase II cis-regulatory region sequence-specific DNA binding; DNA-binding transcription factor activity
Source: RefSeq, a predicted model, not a curated record